AGGCCUACAUCGAUGGGAAAUGGGUGGAUGCAGAUUCGAAGGCCACUUUCAAUGUGACCAACCCGGCAAACGGAGACAUCAUUGCGGAUGUACCGGACAUGGGAGCGGGUGAAACGCACAGAGCGAUCGCUGCGGCUAAAGCGGCGCUGCCCGUGUGGGGCGCUUGGUCACCAAUGGACAAAUCGAAAGCGUUAAAGCACUGGCACUCUAAGGUGAUAGAGCACGCAGACCAUCUCGCUCAGAUUAUAUCCCGCGAACAGGGCAAACCACUGGCCGAAGCAAAGGGGGAAGUUCUGUACUCUGCUGGAUAUAUUGAAUGGUAUGCGGAAGAGACCAAACGCAUAUACGGAGAUAUCCUACCACACAAUACCAACGGUCGCCGCCUGCUCGUGUACAAACAACCGGUGGGUGUGUGCGGUUUAAUCACUCCCUGGAAUUUCCCUGUGGCCAUGGCUGCCCGUAAAAUAGCCCCUGCGCUGGCCGCAGGGUGUACUGUGGUCCUCAAGCCAGCCGAGGACACCCCCCUCUCGGCCAUUGCGCUGAUGAAGUUGGUCGAGAUGUCUGAUCUGCCGCCGGGGGUUGUGAACUUGGUCACGUGCCAGAAGAGUAGUUCGCCAGCCGUAGGUGGGGCGCUCACUUCGAGCCCAGAUGUUGCAAAGAUCUCGUUCACUGGCUCUACGGGUGUGGGCAAGCUACUGAUGAAGCAGAGCAGCGACACAGUCAAGCGCAUGUCCAUGGAAUUGGGCGGCAAUGCAUCGUUCAUUGUGUUUGACGAUGCCGACCUCGACGCCGCGGUGGCCGGUGCGAUUGCCAGCAAGUUCAGAAACUCUGGGCAGACCUGUGUGUGUACCAACCGGUUCCUUGUCCAGGAUGGUGUGUACGAGGCCUUUACUAAGAAGCUGACUGCCGCUGUUAAUGAGUUGGUUGUAGGCAAUGGGCUAGACGCGGGUACCACACAGGGACCGCUGAUCAACAAAGCGGCGGUAGAGAAAGUGGAGAAGCACAUGGCCGACGCACUGGCCAAAGGCGCCAAGGUGGUGACGGGAGGAAAGAACAGUGCCGUGGGUGAACUAUUCUACGAGCCCACUGUGCUAACCGGGGUGACAACUGACAUGCUGGUGUCCUCUGAUGAAACUUUCGGACCACUUGCCCCGUUAAUUCGGUUCACUACGGAAGAGGAGGCCAUCGCCCUUGCCAAUGACACGCUAGCGGGACUAGCCAACUACUUCUACACCAAAGACAAUGCGCGUAUCUGGCGUGUGAGCGAAGCUCUGAACAGUGGCAUGGUUGGUGUCAAUGAGGGGAUAAUCUCCACCGAACUCGCACCAUUUGGCGGCGUAAAGCAGAGUGGAUUUGGCCGAGAGGGCUCUAAAUAUGGAAUCAACGACUACCUAGAUACCAAGUAUGUGUGUGUUGGGCAGAUAGAGUAGCAACCACUGCGCCCCAGGCAGUGCCCAGGCGCAGGAGAAGACAGACAUACGACGAAGAAUAUGAUGCGGCUGGGUGAAUACCGGCAAGGUCGAGAUAUUUAGAUGAUUGUCAUUUGUAUGGUAGAGAUGCCGGCAACGAGAUUGUCAUUUGUAUGGUAGAGGCUCCAAUAUAAAUCAUACAUGACGACUUCAAUGCAAUAUUGUCGCC
This is a messenger RNA of Sphaeroforma arctica JP610, 1638 nucleotides long. RefSeq names its product succinate-semialdehyde dehydrogenase [NADP+]. The record is from RefSeq and is a predicted model, not a curated record. The transcript is spliced from 11 exons. The annotation marks the transcript as partial. Lineage: Eukaryota; Ichthyosporea; Ichthyophonida. Gene Ontology annotation, molecular function: succinate-semialdehyde dehydrogenase (NAD+) activity. Gene Ontology annotation, biological process: GABA catabolic process.